AUGUCAUCGGUUUGGAACCAUGUGCAGGGCCGCUCGAGAGUUUCCUCUCUAAGAGCGGCGCACUUGUUCAAUGCCCGUCCAUGGCGGAAGGUAUACACACUCUCAGGACUGGUGGAGCCCAUGUUUCAGCUCGACGAUCAUGAUUAUGAAGAACGCGAGGUGGAGGGCAGUCCGUUAGGCGGAUCGUGGUCUCAUUUGCGACCAGACCCCUCGCUGAAUCCGUCCCUUUUCUCGCACCUAAACAAUCAGCAAAAUCAAGAACUAGACGGGGAGAACUAUGAUCCAGAUCGACAUUUGCUUCCCGGGGAGAAAUCAUCAAGUGAAGACCCCUCGGAUAGCUCCCCACGAUCAUAUCACAAACCUAGGACACGGGACGCUCGGAGACCUUCUAAACACGAAGCAAACCAGGCGUUUAACCCCACCCCAACCGAAUACCUUUUGGAUAGCCUCCGGAGGACAGAGUCCCUCAACUGGUCAACACAAAAUAAAGAUCCUAGCCAGCCCCUCCAACCUAUCCUGUGUCCCUAUCAAAGGUGGAAAUUUCGGCGCCACCAUCGACCCUCGUUGCAGGCAAUUACCGCCGAUUAUAUUCGCUAUGUGGAACCGUGCUUGGAUCUUGACUCGCCUGCAGAGCUACCUUUGAAGGGUGCUUUACAAAAGGUCUUUAGCGAGAAGACUACCAAAUACCUCACGGCCCGCCAGUAUGAAGUCGCAGAUGUCGCCGCAUGGGCGUGGGUGCUCAGGAGCAAGACCCUCUGCCGGGCCGCUCUCCGGCUCCUGGCACUCGAGUCAUCCCAGAAGACAACGAGCAACUCUACCUCUCGAAUACCGCCUUUUAUCCCUCUCCUCCUACUCCGAGAACCACUGGACUCGAGAACCUUCCGUCUGCUUUUGGUCUAUUCUCUUCACCUUAUAAGCGGCAAACCGUUGCCUCCGGCUGGCUUGUCCGGAGAGCUCCUAUCGGACGAGUCCAUCCUCGAAGAAAUCCAGCCAUCGGAAAAUGCCAACCCAUUGCUCGACCCCAACAUGUGCGCCUCUUUUGUCGUCCGCCUCCUUCAUCAUGCACGCGAAUUGUGGCCAUCAGCCCAGCUUCCUAUCGCCCGUGCUUUCGCGUUCUAUCUCAAUUGCUUCACCGGAGAUGGAUCGCAUCGGACAACCGCGACACCGAAGACUGACCGACUCAUGGCGCAGAAAAUGAACAUGUGUCUUCGAUUACUUUCGCUGCCCUGUAAGUCGGGGCCGUUUACCUCCGUGCCAAUACAGCAGCAGGCGCAAUUUGAACUUCUCAAAGCCAUGUCGAAGCACCAGCCUCCUCUUCCAGUCUCUCGACGCGCCUACCAGGGUAUUAUUGCUGUGCAACUUGCGCAUAAGAAGACCGCCGCCGAGCGCCAGUCAGCCCGCUUAAAGGCACCUUCGUGGCCCCCAUGGAAGGAAGAAAAACUAGGCAUAGACUUUGAGCGCGGUGUCGAAGGGAUGACGAGCCGUGCCAUGCGUGUGAUGUCUCAAAUGAAAGAAGCCGGCUAUGCUCAUUGUCGCUGGGAGGAGGUCUCUUCAAUUUAUGCAGGCUGGGACACCGAUAGGAGCCCGACCAUACAGACAAGAACUCUAAUGCGGCAGCCCACAGAUAUACGCGGCCCUCUUGGAGAUCCCGCACAUCACACCAUUUGGGAAGCUCGAAUCCGCACGACGCGAACGGUCCGUGAAGCGUGGGCUUGUUUUCUCUCCCACCGAGACCAGGGGUUACCGCCUUGCGGCAAUAUUUACGCCGCCAUGGCCGAGAAGUUGAUAUUCCGAAGAGAAGCCGUCGAGCGUGGCUUUGACCCUGCUAGCGAUGUUCUACCCGGCGAUGGCCGGGAGACCUUCCCGGAACCAUCGUCUGCAAGAGACCUGAUUUAUGUGCAUACGGAACCCCCUACAUUGGAUGAGCUUCUCCAGCAGAUGCUCCUGCAGGGGAUCAAGCCACGAGGAAGAUUUUUGGCUUUGCUACUACGGACUGCGCCGUCGUUCAGCUCCGGAAUAAAUUACCUCUGCUGCAGCGAGCUGAAAACCGAUGAGGUUCACGCAUUGUGCACUGUCUGGGGCCACACGUCUAGUUACGAAAACAGCCGGAAAGCCUUGGAGGGACUCCCUGAUUAUCUUUUCUCGUCCUUCAUACGGUUUCUAUGCAAGUUCUCGGACUUUGAUCGAUCUGACCUUGCGCAUGGUGCACGCGCGGUCGAUAUAUUCCCAAUCCUCAUGAGCGACCCACCAGACUCACCAUCAACAACUACUACUUUGCUUCCACAUAACGAAGAAUUCGGGCUGGAUGGAGAGGGUCGACAUCCCAAAAUACUGUCGCAUGCCAUCCAUCUUGUAAGAGCGCGAAGGUCAAGAGCCUCGCAGCCUUGGGAUUUUGUCCUGUCCGCUCUGGGUAAGACGCGUGUCACGGACCCGUCCCGCAAGAUUGGCCGGACUACGCAAAUCGUCCUGGGCUGGUACGAAAUGCUGGAGACUCUUCGAUGGAGGAAACAGUGUAACGUCGAGCCCAGUCUCCAGGGACUGCGAGCGCUCUGUGCCAGUUUCUCGCAAGUAGUGGCCGCCGGGGUGCGGAGUCCCGACGCCGUUGAGGAAGGGCUGGAAGUCGUUCGACAAGCUGCCUGGCGACAAGGGCCAGAGCUUGCGCACUUACAUUUCCUCUCCCCCGGGUUCAGCAAUUUAGUGGAGCAUGGUCUUGGCAUCCUCAAAAGCCAGUUCGAUCAUCUUGUCCUUCUGGACCCCACCACGUCGUCCCUGUUUGAACGGGGCGCGUCAUCUCUCGAGAAUGCCACCGAGGCGCAGGUGAAACUGCCACCGCUAUUCCAGGUCCCCUCGCCGGCCAUCCUGCAUGCGUUUGUGCGGGCGCUCGGUUUAGCGGAGGACGUUGACGGUUUGCUCAGUCUGCUGCGGUGGAUGAGCCAGCACGCGCAGACGCUCCAAGCGGCAUCUGAGGAGCACUUGAACGGCGAGCGGAUGAUGCGUCGGACGUUGGUGGCUACCCGCAUGUUUCUCGAGGGAUACUGGGGACGAGGAGGAUGGGAAUCGUAUCGCUGGUAUGAUACUCUGGAACAAGACGAACACGAUCACGAUCACGAUCACGAUCACGAUCACGAUCACGAUCACAGCAGUGAAUAUCCGGAAAUUUACGAGGAGGAGUCUCCUGAUGAGGAGCUGGUGUUCGCCGACCCCAACCUUCAGGAGGCGUAUGACAUCGUGGUUGCGACACCGAGCUUGGGGCCGUGGCCGACCGCAGAGGAGGUACGAGAUUAUGUCCAGCAUCAUAAAUGAAAGAUGGACAAGAAAUGUACAAUAGAAUAUGU
Aspergillus campestris IBT 28561 is the source of this 3335-nucleotide messenger RNA. RefSeq lists its product as uncharacterized. The record is from RefSeq and is a predicted model, not a curated record. The coding region runs from base 1 to 3303 and encodes 1100 amino acids. The transcript is spliced from 2 exons. Lineage: Eukaryota; Fungi; Ascomycota; Eurotiomycetes; Eurotiales; Aspergillaceae.